Anolis carolinensis (green anole) is the source of this 2272-nucleotide messenger RNA. It is a transcript of the gene mrps2, whose product is annotated as mitochondrial ribosomal protein S2. Lineage: Eukaryota; Metazoa; Chordata; Lepidosauria; Squamata; Anolidae. The coding region runs from base 18 to 926 and encodes 302 amino acids. Gene Ontology annotation, cellular component: ribosome; mitochondrial small ribosomal subunit. The transcript has 4 exons. The record is from RefSeq and is a predicted model, not a curated record. Gene Ontology annotation, biological process: translation. Gene Ontology annotation, molecular function: structural constituent of ribosome.
CCCCUGAAAAAAAAAGAAUGCAGAGUUUUUCCUUGGAAGGGACAGCAGAGGGAGCUGCGAAGAGCAAAGCUACUUCCUUCCGUCCUCUUCUCUUUCUUUUCUUUUCUUCCUUCCUUCCUGCAAAAGCAGGCAUGGCGGCUCCAGGCCUUUGGAGGGCAGUUGUGCCCAAUCUGGGCCGCUUCUGUUCUUUGGCCCGGAUGUCUUCCUCUUUGCCACUCCCUGCUUCUGCCGUGACUGCGCAGAAAGUGCCUCCCAAUGACAUGAGCGAAAGGUUGCUGACGGAGCCCCUGAAGCACCCCGACUUCUUCAACGUCCAAGAGCUUUUCUCCCUGAAGGACCUUUUUGACGCCCGGGUCCACCUCGGCCACAAGAAGGGAUGCCGCCACAGGUUCAUGGAGCCGUACAUCUUCGGCUGCCGCUUGGAGCAGGACAUCAUCGACCUGGGCCAGACGGCGGCGCACCUCCAGGCCGCCCUGAACUUCGUGGCGCACGUGGCCUUCCGCAAGGGCAUCCUGCUCUUCGUCACCCGCCACCGGCAGUUCUGCCACCGGGUGGAGAGCGCGGCCCGGGAGUGCGGGGAGUACGCCCACGCCCGCUACUGGCAGGGGGGGCUGCUGACCAACGCCCCCAUCCAGUACGGCCCCGGGGUGCGCCUCCCGGACGCCCUGCUCUUCUUCGGCACGCUCAACAACGCCUUCGAGGCCCACCAGGCCGUCCGCGACGCCGCCAAGAUGGGCAUCCCCACCGUGGGCGUGGUCGACACCAACUGCAACCCGGACCUGGUCUCGUACCCGGUGCCCGGCAACGACGACAGCCCCUCCGCCGUCGAGCUCUACCUGCGGCUCUUCAAGGUGGCCGUCCUGCGCGCCAAGGCCAAGCGCCGGCAGCUGGAGGCCCUGUACGAGGCCCAGAGCCAGCAGGAGUGAGCGGGCGGCCGGGCGGGCAGCCUCGCAGGGCUGGCGUCGCCAGAAAUUAUACUUUACAAGUAUUCUGGGAUUUUGUAUAGUCACCAGAAAUUACACAGACUUGGACUGAGUUGGAGUUCCAAACGCCUGCUGUUUCAUAGGGCUGAUCUUCUGGGUUUCUUGGCAUGACUUGGGUCAGGGAUGAUGGGAGUUGCAGUCCAAAACUUUAACUCAGUGUUUCCCAAAUUAUGGUUUUUGUAAUGUUUUUCAUUUCAGAUCCGAUCAGCAAGAGAGAGAGUGUGACUUUAUAGACUUGGGUCAGGGAUGAUGGGAGUUGCAGUCCAAAACUUGAACUCACUGUUUCCCAAAUUAUGGUCUUUUGAAAGGUUUUCAUUUCAGACCCCAUCAGCAAGAAAGUGUGACUUUAUAGGCUUGGGUCAGGGAUGAUGGGUGUUGCAGUCCAAAACAUUAACUCAUUGUUUCCCAAAGUAUGGUCUUUUGAAUGGUUCAUUUCAGAUCCCAUCAGCAAGAAAGAAAGCGGAACUCUAUAGACUUGGGUCAGGGAUGAUGGGUGUUGCAGUCCAAAACUUUAACUCAGUGUUUCCCAGAUUAUGGUCUUUUGAAUGGUUUUCAUUUCAGAUCCCAUCAGCAAGGAAGAAAGCAGGACUUAAUACACUUGGGUCAGGGAUGAUGGGCAUUGCAGUCCAAAACUUUAACUCAGUGUUUCCCAAAUUAUGGUCUUUUGGAUAGUUUUCAUUUCAAAUCCCAUUAGCAAGAGAGAGAGUGUGACUUUAUAGACUUGGGUCAGGGAUGAUGGGUGUUGCAAUCCAAAACUUUAAUUCAGUGUUUCCCAAAUUAUGGUAUUUUGGAUGGUUUUCAUUUCAGAUCCCAUCAGCAAGAAAGAAAGCGGGACUCUAUAGACUUGGUUCACGGAUUAUGGGCAUUGCAGUCCAAAACUCAUUGUUUCCCAAACUCAUGUAUUCGGGUUGUUUUGGACUUUAGCUCCCAUCAGCAAGAAAGAAAACAACUUUAUAAACUUAGGCCAGGGAUUGUGGGAGUUUCAGUCCAAAACUUGAUCACAGUGUUUCCCAAACUACGGUCUUUUGAUUGUUUUGGACUCCAGCCCCCAUGGGCCCCAAAUAAGCAUGACUUUUCAUAGACUUGAACUGAGUGGGGGAUUAUGGGAGCUGCAGUCCAAAAACCCUAUUUGUUCCUAGCUCUGAUCUUGAGUGUUUCGGACUCCAUCUCCCAUCGGCACUAAAAAGGCAUGACUUUCUAUAGACUUCCAUUGGUCCGAGGAUGCUGGGAGUCGCAGUCCAUAAUCCCCAACUUCCUUUUUAGUACAAAUAAAAGCCUGGGGUUUUUUU